UUGUUAGAAUAAAUUAGAUCUUCGUAAAGAAUCGUGAUGGAAAUGCACAGAGAUUACCUACUCAGCGGGUGGGAGUGCUUAUAAUAUUUAUAUCAAUAAAAGCUGCCAGUACCUGAAAUUAUCAAUUUAACCUUCCUGAUAGCCCAUGAAAGUUGUGGGCACAAUCUUGUGACAACAGUUGCCGCGUUAACAGUUUUUCGGCAGCUGCUUGUGGUAACGUAGUGAACAAGAAUUGGCUUGGUAAAAGCGUAAAGAGAGAGCGUAGCACUCUACUAUUCAAUAACAUAGUAGCCAUAGUAGACAAAGCCCCAAAAUGCAGCCACCGCCGCGAAAGGGUAACUAUGUGAAAUUCUUGAAGAAUCUGCACACGGAGCAGGUGGCCAAGUUGCAGCUGAAAAACCAGCAUGAGUGCGACCUGCUGGAGGACAUACGACAGUUCACCAUCAAGCGAUCGGCCAUCGAGAAGUCGUAUAGCGAGGCCCUCCUGAAGAUCUCGUCGCAGUAUCUCAACAAGAAGAUACCCAACAUUCCUGACAUCAAGAUGGAGGGCAUGGAAGAGCGUUGGAACAUGUGGAGUGUGUGGCGCACAGUUCUCGAGGAGAAUGAGAAGCUGGCCCGUGCCCGCCUGGCCGCCAUCGAGGUGUUCCAGCAGCAAAUCGCCGACGAAGCCAAGGUCCUCAGGGACUACAAAUUGGCUAUUGCCAAGAGAUCGCUUUCAGGCAUCGUCAACGUGCAGAAGGAACUCCAUUUGAGUGUGGGCGAUGUGGACAAGACAAAGAAGUCGUAUUUUGAUGAGGAGCACUGUGCCCACGAUGUGCGCGACAAGGCUCGCGACAUCGAGGAGAAGCUGAAGAAGAAAAAAGGCUCCUUUUUCCAGUCGAUCACAUCGCUGCAGAAGAACAGCGCACGGGUCACCUCUCGGAAAGAGCUGCUCGAAGAGAAGUCGAGUGGAGCUCGAAACGAUUACAUACUCAGCCUGGCCGCAGCCAAUGCGCAUCAGAAUCGUUAUUUUACAGUCGAUCUGCAGACCACGAUGACCACCAUGGAGAACUAUGUGUUCGAGCGAGUGGCCGAGUACCUGAUGCUAAUGGGACGCACAGAGCUGCUGACCUGCUCGGCCACGCAGAACAGUUUCGGGAAGAUUCGCGAUCAGGCCCAGCAGCUGACGCGGGAAUACAAUCUGCAGUGCUGCUAUCUGUUCUAUCCGGUGCUUAAGCAGCAUAUCCAGUAUGAUUUUGAGGCUUGUGACAACGAUCCGGUGAGAAAGGUGACCACAGAGCAUGAUUCGGCCACGGAGACGCUCACCAAGGAGGCCAAGAACUUGGCGGGACGGGUGGUUAAGGAGAACGCCUCCAUAAGGGAGAACGCCAAGAAGCUGGCCCUCUGUCAGUCGCUGAGGGACUCGGGACAGCGAUCCGAUCCCAACGAUCCUAAUGGUCCCGAUCUGGACACCAAGAUCGAGGAGUUCCGUGAUCAGAUACGCCGCUCCGAGACCGAGAAGGCCAAGGCCGAGGCCUGUCUGCAGUGCCUGCGCGACGGCGGCAUCAAUGUGGACGAGUGGGUGCAGGAGGCAGAGAUUAUGGGCGUGCAGGAGCUAACGCGCUCGGCCAGCUCCAUAUCUAUGCGCACCGAUGCCUCGGGCCAGGGCGAGAAUCCUAGCUCAGAUUCCUUCUACGACAGCGACAAAGAGGAGGCGGCCGGCGGUGCCUCGGCGUUUGCUCAGACAAAGCCCAAAGCUGAGACGCAGCUCUCUAGGGAUCGCACAUUCAGCGACAGCGAUGAUGAGCCCGAGGAGCGUGCGGCAACUGGAUCUUCUGCAGCAGCUGCUGCUGCCGCAGCUCCUACCACCGCAAUGGCAGCCAGCGGUAGAGCUGGAGCCUGGGACGAUCCAACCGAGGUGAAUUGGGGAGGCGAGGAGGAGGAGGACAAGGACGAACCGAUUGUACCCGAGCCCAAAGAAGCAAUCUUCAAGUGCACCGCACUCUACAGCUACACGGGGCAAAAUCCCGAUGAGCUGACAAUUGUCGAGAACGAGCAGCUCGAGGUGGUCGGCGAGGGUGACGGCGAUGGGUGGCUGCGGGCCCGCAACUAUCGGGGAGAAGAGGGCUAUGUGCCGCACAAUUAUCUGGACAUUGACCAGGAGACGGCUGGCGGCGCUUUUAAUGGUACUGGUUCCGCCAAUCAAUUGCGCUCUCAAAUCUCAUUCUCAUCUGUCGAUUACACCGUUGACAACGAAGAUCAAACGGUGGACUCGAUGCAAUCCCCCGACCAGGUAUCGGUCAUAAUGGCCCCCCAGAAGCAGCUCAAGUCCGACGUCGAAUGGUGCAUUGCGCUCUACGACUACGAUGCCACCGCCGAGGAUGAGCUCACCUUCGAGGAGGGCGACAAGAUCAAGAUCGUCACCAAGACGGCCCACGGCGUCGACGAUGGCUGGUGGGAGGGCGAGCUAGAUGGAAAGUUUGGCAACUUCCCUUCCCUGGUCGUCGAGGAGUGCGACGAAAUGGGCGAACCGCUGAGCGAGGGCGGCGACGAAUCACCACCCCCAAUGGCAGCCCCGAACUUUGCCCUGCCCCCGGCACCAGCACUACCCCCAGAGUAUGCCCACGAGCUGGAAUUGGAGCUUACAGAGGAUAUGUUCGGCUCGCAGGAUACGGCAGAUGAAGAUAGCGGCUAUAUACCCAACGGUGCGGCUGUUCCGAGUAUGCCUCCGCCAGGCCAGAACCAAAGCCAAACCACUGCCAAGAAGGUACUCAUCCAAGAGCCUGGCAUGGAGGACGAUCUCAGUGACGAUGGGCAGCCACCGCCAUCUUUGCCGCCGCCGCAGCUGCAAAAGGCUGCUGGCAAAUCAGAGCCUGGCGCUGGUGGCGCCACAGCGAACACGUUGAACUUAGGUAUGGCACAAAUAAUUGUUACCGCUGCAACCCCCAUGGUUGAAGACGGUGCCGAUAAAUCUUUCCCACCAGUAGGAGAGAGCGAAAGAGAGCAGCAGCAGCAUGUGAAGAAGCAGGACGAGUCUAAGCAGGAACAGCCGGUGGCGGAUAAAAAGCCAGAGAUAUCGCCAAAGCCAUUGGUCAAAGUAUCGCCAUCGCCACAGAAACAGCCGCCAUCCCAGGCGGCCCAGUCGUCAAUGACGGCUGCAAAAGAAGAGGACCAACAGUCCUUCUCGGAGGGCACCGACUCGGCCUCGGGCAACAAUGUCCCCAUUCUGCAGGAGGUCGAGGAUCCUUUUAACGAGAAGUCAAAAACCGACUCGGCUGGAGAUGGAACUGGAUUUGAGGCUAACUUUGAGGCCAAUUUUGAUGCCAACUUUGAUGAUGCCUUUGCUGGAACCGCAGGCGGAGGAGGUGGGGGCGGUGGGGGUGGAGGCGAACAGUCCAGCGAUUUGGAUGUGAACGGACAGCCGGGCGAUGAACAGGAGCAGGGUCACUGCGAGGGCGUUUCAGCAGCAGGAGCCGGAACCGGAGCUGGAGCAGCCGGAGCCGCAGCCGAAGAGGACAUUGAGGCGCCCAAGCAGGUGGUCGGCGGGCGAGCUAGCAUACCCGAGGAAUUGGACUCAAAUCAAUUGGCACACGAUCAUGAGCAUGAUAUAUACUAUAUAGACUAUAGCGACGGACAGUUGUAGAGCGGAUCCAAGCGGAACACCACCUCCAGACACAGCCACUUUGAAUGCAUAAUAGGCUCACACACAAAACCAAACACCAACCACCCACAACCAACCUACAUCCAGAUACAGACUUAGACGGACUUCAAUCUAGCAGUUUAACGAUCGGGAAACGGGAAUAAACCAAAGUCGGCAGCCUAUCCAUCAAAAUUCCAAUAGAAUCACAACAGAAACCCAAUUUGUUGCUGGUUUAUUUACGUUUCUCGAGCCACAUACAACGACACAACAGCAGGUCUUCAGAUAACUCAUAUGAAAUAUACUUAUACCGUAUAUAUAUAUAUAUAUACUGUACGAUAGAAGUUAAAGAUCCUCUUACCACCCCUCGCAUCACGUACAGCGCUCAAAUUGUGUACAUCCAUUCAAAAAUACUUCUGACUGCCUCCGGGGUUAUAGUUAAACAACAACUGGGCCUUCAUUAACAAAAACAUAAAAAGAAACCACCAUACGUUAUACAUUAUAUAUAUAUAAAUAUAAACUAUAUAAAUAUAUAAUUAAUUAUUCUAGUUUGUAAAGUGUUAUACUCUCAGACACGUAUGGAAUAUAUAUAAAUAUUGUAAACGGGUUUAUGUAGCACUCAGACACAGAAACGGUCUUCGAAUAUCAGCAUCCUCAACUAAUCGAGCAAUAAUAUGUAUUGUAUAUAUAUCUAAGUCCAGUAUUUUAGCAGUCUUACGAUAAACAUUGUGCUUGAUCCGAACCGUAUUGUAUUGUAUUAGCCAAGUUAACAGCAUUAAAACCAAACCACAAACAGCCAAGAAGAGUUCUACCAA
This is a messenger RNA of Drosophila miranda, 4431 nucleotides long. RefSeq names its product protein nervous wreck (gene nwk). The coding region runs from base 314 to 3622 and encodes 1102 amino acids. Gene Ontology annotation, biological process: regulation of actin filament polymerization; neuromuscular synaptic transmission. The record is from RefSeq and is a predicted model, not a curated record. The transcript is spliced from 12 exons. Gene Ontology annotation, cellular component: recycling endosome; neuromuscular junction. NCBI's taxonomy places the organism in Eukaryota, Metazoa, Arthropoda, Insecta, Diptera, Drosophilidae. Gene Ontology annotation, molecular function: protein binding.